Homarus americanus (American lobster) is the source of this 1962-nucleotide messenger RNA. Its product is annotated as proline-rich protein 2-like. The transcript has 2 exons. The record is from RefSeq and is a predicted model, not a curated record. Gene Ontology annotation, cellular component: chitin-based extracellular matrix. Gene Ontology annotation, molecular function: structural constituent of chitin-based larval cuticle. NCBI's taxonomy places the organism in Eukaryota, Metazoa, Arthropoda, Malacostraca, Decapoda, Nephropidae. The coding region runs from base 185 to 1771 and encodes 528 amino acids.
GAGAGGUGUGCGCCUGACGGGGGCGUUCCCUACUUAGGCGUCCUCUCGCGUCCUGUACAGUAGGUGAGGCCGCGAACGGGCGUGGUCGGUAGCCAGGGUCGCGCACUGCCCUCGAUAUAUAAGACACUCCGGAGGGAAAUCCAGACACACUUCUUCCUCCCAGCGUCACAAGAUCACCCGCAGGAUGGGGUACAAAGUUCUGCUGUUGCUGUGCCUGCUGGCAUAUGCGUGGGCCGAGGACAUGACGGAGGCGCCGCUGGAGGACCUGGAAACCGCAGCCGACACCACUGACACCGAGAACUCCACCGUCGUUCCGAUCCUGAGACACAUCAACGAAGUCAACGAAGACGGCUCCUACACCUUCGGGUUUGAGGCAGCAGAUGGCACCUUCAAGAUCGAAACGAGGGACAACCUGGGCAACGUAAAGGGCAAGUACGGGUACACUGAUGACUUCGGGGACCUGAAGGUGGUCGAGUACACAGCUGGGAACGCCACAGGCUUCGAGGUAAAAUCGGAUCUCCUGCCUAAAGUUGUUCUCCCUCCUCCAAUAAAUGCUCAGCAGCUGCCGGGUCUUCCCCCACGUCCCCGCAGGCCACAAUUUAAUCCCCAGCGAAUUCCCCAGUCCCAACAGUUUGCUCCUCAACCCCAUUUCACCCAGCCCCAGCGUCCUCAGUUCCAGCCCCAACCUGGUCAGUUUGCUCCCCAGCCCCAAUCUGGUCAGUUUGCUCCCCAGCCUCAACCUGGUCGGUUUGCUCCCCAGCCCCAACCUGGUCGGUUUGCUCCCCAGCCCCAACCUGGUCGGUUUGCUCCCCAGCCUCAACCUGGUCGGUUUGCUCCCCAGCCUCAACCUGGUCGGUUUGCUCCCCAGCCUCAACCCCAGCCUCAGAUCAACUUCCAUUCUCAACCUCAAUCACAGUUCGCUCCCCAGUCAGAAGCUCGACCCCAGUUUGCUCGCCGGCUUCAACCCCAACCUCUUCCCCGACCCCAACCUGUUAACCAGCCCCGACCCCAAUUCGACGCUCAACCCCAGAUUCCUCUCAACACACAGCGAAAAUUCACUCCCCCAAGGUUCCGCCCGCAGCCCCAGGCUCCCCAAGUCACCGAGCGACCCAUCAACGUGGCUCUGGACGGCUUCUCUGAGGAUAACAACCAAGACGGGUUCGUUGACGGGUCACCUGAAGAGGCGCAGAAAGGAAACCCUGUCGCACCUCCCGCUGCUCUGCCCGCCGGGACUUUCACACUUCCCCAAAACCCCCAGCCCCGCCCACAGUUCGCUCCACAGAAGCCACGACCGCAGCUCUUCCCUCAGCAGCCACAGUUCGCUCCACAGCAGCCACAGUUCGCUCCACAGCAGCCACAGUUCGCUCCUCCACAGCAACAGUUCUUCCCUCAGCAGGUUCCUCAAGGUUUCAAUAGGUUUUCUCCUCAGCAGCCACAGUUCGCUCCACAGCAGCUGACUCGGCAGCAGAUCCAGCAGCAGCAGUUCCUCGCCAGUCAUCAGGGCUUGAAUCCUCAACAGUCUGCACGGCCACAGUUUUUCGGCGGGCAGCAGGGCGUUCCCCAGUUCUUCCCCCAGCAACAGCUAACUCCCCAACAGCUACAAGACGCACGAUUUGAUGCCCAGCAGUUCGUGCCACAGCAAUUCCAGGGUCAGCGCUUUGGGUCACCACAACAGUUUAGUCAGUCCAUCACACAGCAGUCUGUGGCCUUACCAACACCAGUGCCAAAGCCUGCAGCUCCUCAGCCCACACCUAACUCAGCCAAGGCAUAAAAGAUGCUAACUAACCUUGUGAUGCUCACCCGCUAUUUAUUUCUUCUUAUUUUGCGUCUGUUACGUGAAGCUUAAAUUCCCAUGCUAUCAAAAUUAUUUCCACGGCAUUUUAUCUUGUAUUUCUGUAUAUAGGUUUCUGAAACGAAAAAUGAAUGUAAAUAAAAUAAAAAUGCGGACUGCUUUUUUGAUAA